Molecule: messenger RNA, 741 nt
Organism: Zymoseptoria tritici IPO323
Lineage: Eukaryota; Fungi; Ascomycota; Dothideomycetes; Mycosphaerellales; Mycosphaerellaceae
Exons: 3
Coding region: 1-741 (246 amino acids)
Source: RefSeq, a predicted model, not a curated record
AUGGUCCAUGGUGUUAAUGAGCAGUUCAUUGUCAAUCGCGUGCCGGUCAAGUUCUUCGCCUCGGUCGUCGCCGACAAGAAGUUUUCCCUACAUGCCGCCGCCAACCCCAACUUCAAGUCCUGGUUCAAGGUCCACUCGGCCACCGAGGCGCUCAAGAAGAAGGCCGCUGCUCUGGAGCCGAAGUUUCACGCCUGGGCUCGACCCAAGCCUGACUUUUUCGAGAACACCGCGGAGAGGAAGGUUAACAGGACCAGAAAGAUGAAGACCGUUCCGGUGGUCAAGAAGUCCAAGAUCCGACUCCCUCCUCUGAUACUGAUCUACCAGCUCUGCAGCUAUGCAAGGGCGGAGAAGAAGGCGCCGGAGGAGAAGGCGGCGGAGAAGAAGGCUGUGGAGAAGGCAAUGGCGGUAAGGGAGGUGGUGAGGAAGGAGGCUGCGGAGCAAAAGGCUGCAGAGAAAAGGGCUGCGGCGGAAGCGACGGCGUCCAAGGUCGCUCGGGAUCGUGCUUAUCUCGAGGAUGCGUACGCCGAACGAGCUGUGCGAGAGAACGCGGUGGAGGAAGCCAAAGUUCGUGCUUUGUUCGAGAAGAGGAAUGCAUCUUUCCAACCAGCUGUCCGAGCUACUCCCAAGCAGGAAGCACGGAAGACUUGGGAGGGCAAGACGGAUUCCGAGACGGUGGACCUAACUUCACAACAUCAGGAUAAGAUGGAAGACAUGCGUGUUGAUCACGACCGCGCACUGUGA